Mauremys mutica (yellowpond turtle) is the source of this 4213-nucleotide messenger RNA. RefSeq names its product negative elongation factor complex member A (gene NELFA). The transcript is spliced from 11 exons. NCBI's taxonomy places the organism in Eukaryota, Metazoa, Chordata, Testudines, Geoemydidae. The record is from RefSeq and is a predicted model, not a curated record. Gene Ontology annotation, biological process: negative regulation of transcription elongation by RNA polymerase II. Gene Ontology annotation, cellular component: NELF complex. The coding region runs from base 417 to 2033 and encodes 538 amino acids.
GCAUACGGGAAGGGAGAGAGAAGGGCAGAGGGAACAGGUACAGGGCAGCGGCCUGGCUCAGAGGCUCUCUUCAAGACGCUUGACCUUCAGUCCCGUCCCUUGGCCCUUUAAUACCGAAAAGGAGUAUUGAGGCCACAACCAGCCCGCGGAGAAGGGUGGGAAGCCAGUCUGACGGUGACGCUUCCCCCAGCAGGGGGCCGCCAUAUUGCAAUACGGAAGAGGCGCCAUUUUGCAUCAGGGAAGAUUUGCUGGCUCUUCCUCUCCAACAGGGCGCCGCCAUUUUAGAUUACGGAAUUCCUUUUCCCCCCCUCUCAAUGGUGGAGGUUCUUCACUAGGGCGCCGCCAUUUUGGGUUACGAACGAAACGGCAAACCCACAGGGGUCCUCGCCCUCCCUUCGUUUAGGUGCCUUCAUAAAAUGCCCGCUGAGAAUCCCCUCUUUUUUCGCCCCGCUCUCAAGAUGGCGUCGAUGCGGGAGAGCGACACUGGCCUGUGGCUACACAACAAGCUGGGCUCCACGGACGAGCUGUGGGCGCCGCCGAGCAUCGCCUCGCUGCUCACGGCCUCGGUGAUCGACAACAUCCGCCUCUGCUUCCACAGCCUCUCCUCGGCCGUCAAGCUCAAACUGCUGCUGGGGAUGCUGCACCUGCCCCGCCGGGCGGUGGAUGAGAUGAAAGGUGCACUGACUGAAAUUAUCCAGCUCGCUACCUUGGAUUCAGACCCCUGGGUCUUAAUGGUAGCUGAUAUUUUAAAAUCCUUUCCAGAUACUGGCUCCCUUAACCUUGAUCUUGAAGAACAGAAUCCCAAUGUUCAAGAUAUUUUAGGAGAACUUAGGGAAAAAGUAAGUGAAUGUGAAACAUCAGCUAUGUUGCCGUUGGAAUGCCAGUACUUAAACAAAAAUGCCUUGACAACACUAGCUGGGCCACUUACUCCCCCAGUGAAACACUUCCAGCUGAAAAGAAAACCCAAAAGUGCCACUCUUCGAGCAGAACUCUUGCAGAAAUCAACAGAAACCGCACAACAGCUCAAGAAGACUGCAGGAGUGCCUUUCCAUGCCAAAGGGAGGGGGCUGGUCAAAAAAAUAGAUACAACAACCCCGCUCAAAGGAAUACCAAAACAAGCUCCAUUCAGGAGUCCCACAGCACCUAGUGUAUUUAGCCCUGCUGGAAACAGAACCCCUAUACCUCCAUCAAGAACACCUCUGCGCAAAGAAAGAGGAGUGAAGCUACUAGAUAUCUCAGAGUUGGAUAUGGUUGGUGCUGGUCGUGAAGCAAAGAGAAGAAGAAAGACUUUAGAUACAGAAGUGGUGGAAAAACAAGCCAAAGAGGAAACAGUAGUGGAAAAUGCAACUCCAGAUUAUGCUGCUGGCCUUGUGUCUACCCAGAAACUUGGCCCUCUGAACAAUGAGUCUGCACUACCUUCUACAAGCUAUCUGCCUGCAACACCCAGCGUGGUUCCAUCUUCCUCCUAUAUCCCAAGCUCCGAAGUGCAGCCAGCUGGAUCGGUGCGAGAGGCCAUACAGACGAACAGGCAACCUGAAGAGCCUACAGCUCCAAACACUACUCCUCUUCCUGCUCAGUUCAAACAACGAACACCCAUGUAUAACAGUAACUCAAAUCCAGCUGCAGCCACACCUACUUCACCUCUAACACCUACUACACCUCCCGCCAUUUCCCCUGCCGCACAACCUCCACAAGUAGCCCCCCAAACUCCGCAGCAGCCACCACCCAAGAAAAGCCUUUCUCUCACGAGGGAGCAAAUGUAUGCCGCACAGGAAAUGUUCAAGACUGCAAACAAAGUUACCAGGCCAGAAAAGGCUCUUAUCCUUGGGUUCAUGGCAGGAUCCAGAGAGAAUCCUUGCCAAGAGCAAGGCGACAUCAUUCAGAUUAAACUUAGUGAGCAUACAGAAGUUUUACCAAAGGCCGAUGGCACUGGGAGCACCACCAUGUUAGUUGACACAGUCUUUGAAAUGAACUAUGCUACAGGCCAGUGGACCAGACUCAAGAAGUACAAACCUAUAACUAAUGUUUCCUAAGAGAUUCAGUAACAACAAACUGCGGACCAAACCAAGACUAGAAUCAGCCAGCUCCUGUAGAGUGCGUCAGUUGUACAAAAUGGCAUUCACGUGUAGGUUUCUUAUUCCCUUCCAGAAGACAAGUUGUGGCUAUCCAAACUAACUGGGCUCAGGUGACUGCAGUAUGAAGAUUCUGUCAAACUUGACAGACUUUUUUUUUUUUUUUUAAUAGAAAGGUGGCGGAAAAGUUAACAUUUGUUCUGUGAUUCAGGGUGCCAGAAAUUGACAUCACAGCUGAAAAUUUGCUUUUCACUUUGAGAGCAUUUCAGUUCCAAGCACUGAGGAAAGGACAAUUACAGAAUCACAGUUUACCACUAAGCAAGGGCACAGAUUUUAUUGCAGAAAUAUUUACUCUGACUACAUGGGUUCCAUCCACAUAUGGACACUUGCACCACCACAGGUAUUUGCAGUUAUUCCUGCAAUUUGAUUGCAGUAAAUCUAACCAUUGCGAGUGGUAGAUGUCUAAUGGCACCCACUGUGUGUUUAGCUUGUCUUUUCCAGGAUCAUAGGGUGGUUUGAGAAGUUUUGUUAAUCUUACUGUAUUGCGAAUAUUAAUGCCCAGCACAAGUUAAUCUGUAAUCAAUUGAGAUGGAGGGGAACUGAAUAUCUUAACCUUUUAUGCAGCAAAAUUUAUAAUUUCCUUUAGUGUCAAACUUAAGAUUGCCAAAAAAUUCUCACCUUGCUUAUGGGCUGCUUAGGGAUCAUAGCUCUUUGCUACCAGGUGAGGCGCACCGUGGAGAUUAAUCUCUGGCUCUUGUACAGGAGGCCCCCUGGGCAACAUACCUUUCUCUUGGAGGGAACGAAGCUUGUUUUGUGCUUACAUGCCUCUCAAGAGCAGUUGAGUGUUACUGCAGUCUUAAGAGUGGCUCUUCCAGCCACAAAGUGAGUUACUGUCAUAUCUGUGAAUGUGGAGGGUUAGCGAGACUGCCUUUAUGGCAAAUUCCUGGGGGGGGGGUUGUUUUUUGUUUUCCUCCUUCAGUGCAAGUUUGACUAAGCAGUCACUGGGCAUUUGAUGACCAAGGCCUGGACUACACAGUUUUUGUACUGGUACAACUGCUGGAUGUGACAUUCUUGAAAACUGAUCUAGUUAUACCAGUACAACCUCUAGCAUGAACGCAGUUAUACCAGCAUAAAGGGGUCUUAUGCUUGUAUAGUUUAUUCCCUUUCCCAUACAGGAAUAGCUAUACCAUACAUGCACACAUGCCAAUAGAAUUGUACCAAACUAGGAGGAUUGUACCACUUUAACUGAACUGGUACAGUUAAAGCGGUACAGCUUGUGUGUAGACCAGGCGUAAGUAGUGACUUCAGAAUUUGGCCCUUAAUGGAGACUUGCGUUAAACGUCCAUGUUUAAAUUUCUUUCAGCCAAUCUCAUGCGUGGGAUUGCACUUGCCUGGAAAGGUGAUGCUGGGGAGGGAGAAGUACAAGGAUAAGUCACAUAACAUUGUGAGAGACUGAUGUGGGGCCUUGUGAUGACUCAAAGUUGGCCUUAAAAAGGAAUGUUAAUCUAUGACUUAGGCCAACACAAGAUCUUUUUCUAAGAUAAAAGCAAAUAUCCCCUAAGUGAUACAUCCGUGUGCGAACAUGGCCUAUAGAUACUGUCAUUUAGCUUUUUACAUUGGGCAUUUUUAUUUUCAGAUUAUCCAGCUUUGUGCCUAUUUGAACAGGGUGAGCAUUAAUGAGGAAACAUAUUUACAACAUUUGUAUUGUGAUUUGAUCAAAAGUAUGUAUACUUGCUCCAACAAAAUUAAGGUCCAGAAUAUCCUAAAUUAACUAUUCUAACACUUAGUGGUUGAGUUGUACUGUUGGAACUUCCAUUAUCACUAAAGAGUUGUGCGCAUAUAUCAGUGAGAGAAUGGGAUUCCUCAGCAUAACUGUCACUCUGGAAAGUGCCCUCUACUUAAUUACUCUAUUUCUGCAGCAAGGUAGACUAUUUUCCAACUGAUACAAAUCAGCCAAACAAGCAACAGGAACAAGUUAAGAUGAGUGGAGGGUUUUAGUUUUUAGAAUGAAUUCACUGUAAGAUGCAUUCACAAUGGUUAUAACUUCUUUGACUUAAUACCAUUACAAAUGAAGGGCUAAAGUCAGAGUAUGAAAAGUAUGUCUUUUUAAAAAUGUGUAAGGAAUAAAUUGCAUUCCUUUU